This is a messenger RNA of Cuculus canorus (common cuckoo), 3106 nucleotides long. Its product is annotated as AN1-type zinc finger protein 5-like. NCBI's taxonomy places the organism in Eukaryota, Metazoa, Chordata, Aves, Cuculiformes, Cuculidae. The record is from RefSeq and is a predicted model, not a curated record. The coding region runs from base 1127 to 1762 and encodes 211 amino acids. The transcript has 8 exons. Gene Ontology annotation, molecular function: zinc ion binding; DNA binding.
ACCUAUAUGAACUGCUUAGGGAUAUGAUUUGGUAAUGGACAGGUAUGGUUGGACUCGAUGAUGUCAAAGGUCUUUUCCAGCCAAGGGAUUUUGUUGUUCUGUGACAGUACUUUGAGCUUGCCUGCUUCGUAAAAGGGCAGACAGUGCAGUCUGUAGUUCUGUUUACGUGGACGUAGGCCUACGGCAGAUUACAAGACUUCUUAAGGUUCUCUGAAUGAGUCAUGGUUUCUUCUGACAGUCUAUGACUGUGAUACUGUGUCAGAGUCAGUGUCAAGCUGUUUUGUAGCCCUGAAAGAAAACCGUAGCUGGAGGAUGUUAGAAAGGCAUAAAAUAAUACAGCAUUGGGUACCUGGAAAAUGAGAUGCGGUGGCCAUAAGCAGGCAAGCAGAUGAGUUUUGCUUGUUUACUUUUUCCUGGUUUUCUUGUUUACUUUGUUUUACUUUGAACACAGAAAUGUAGUUUAACUAGACAAAGGCAGCUGUUAAUUGCAGUUGUCAUACCAGUGGAACAUAAGUUGAUUACUUAACUGCACUGAGUUUCCUUUCAGCAGUUUUGAUUUCUCACAAGCAUCAGCAGCCAUAUGUCUCUUACUGUGUCUGUUACUGAUUAGGAAGGCAGCAAUGCAGAGAUUACUCUAAAAGGUCUCCAAGUGCUAGUACUAAAUCUAAAUUUUGAGAGGACCGAUGCAAUAUUCUUACAUGUCCUCAAUUUGUAGCAAAUUGCUUGAUUACAGUGUGCCAGUUUUAUUGGCCUUGGGAAUAAAAGAUUUGAUUGCCAUUCAGUUUUUCUGCUAACCUUGCUUUGCAGAGGUUAACCAGCAGUGAAGGUGAAGUAUUUUUAUUCCUAACUUUUGCAUUUCACGGCAGAGAAUUAGCAUUGUCUGCUCACGAGAGUCUCAGAAGUCUUGCUAGAACUUUAUUAAGACAAAGGAUUUAACUGGCUUUUUUUUAAAAAAAAAAGAGUGUAGGCUGUGUCAUUAAGCUGUUGAAUAUGUUCUAAGUUGUUAAUUUUCUUUCUCCAGGAAGAGUAAAACCCAAAAAUACAUUUGCAGUAUUGAAUGGUAUAUUAACAUCUAUAUAACCCUCUUUAAGGAUGCUGAUAUCACUUCUAGGAGGCGGGAUCCAGGAUGACUCGGGAGACAAACCAGACCCCAGCGCCUAUGCUGUGUCGUACGGGAUGUGGAUUUUAUGGAGAUGCUAGGACAAACGGGAUGUGUUCUGUUUGCUACAGAGAGCAUUUUCCGCUGCAGCAGAAUAGUGGCAGAAUCAGCCCCAUGGGAGCAGCCGGUGGUUCAAACAGUCUUACCUCAGAUUCUGCAUCUACCCAGGGAGUAGGCACUAGCCUAAACAACUGUGAACAUGCUGUUGAUACACCUGGAGAACCAAGCAGGAAUUACCCAGUAGCACUUUGCCCUGUAAUGCAGCAAGUGACAGAAAUGAACAUUGCAAGAGAGGAGAAAGUAGCAGCAAAGCCAGAGAUUGAGCCAGUUGUCACUCAACCAGGCCCAUCAGUUUCUCAACCUAGUACUUCUCAGAGUGAAGAGAGAGCUCCUGAACUGCCCAAACCAAAGAAGAACAGAUGUUUCACAUGCAGAAAGAAGCUUGGCCUUUUAGGAUUUGACUGCCGAUGUGGAAACAUAUUUUGUGGAUUUCACCGUUAUUCUGACAGACAUAACUGCGCAUAUGAUUACAAAGCAGAAGCCGCAGAAAAAAUCAAGAAAGAGAAUCCAGUUGUGGUGGCUGAAAAAAUCCAGAGAAUAUAAGUCAGCCCCCUUGUGAAAAGACUGACUAACUUGUUCAGUCUCCGUUUUUUACUUCGUUAUUAAAAAAUGUUCAGGUUUUUGCUUCUCACUUUGUUCUUCUCAGUUAUUAGAUAUUAAAAUACGUAGAGUUAGUUCAUAUUUAUGUAUUUUGCAUAGUCAUGCUACCCAGCAUCUAUGUUGUAUUGUUAUUAUGCAAGUAAUAAAAACUGUGUACAGAAAGAAAGACUUCCUUUGAUUUUUCUUUGGUUUUAGUUAUUGCUGUAAUCAGAAGGUGACCUUAUAGAGGUUGAGGUGCAAAGUUAGUGCAAGUUCUUAUCGAUGUCAUCUUUAUGCCUAAGGCUGCCUGUGUCCUUAUUUCUUGUUUGGAUAUUGCAACUUCUUUUAAGAUAACUUGCUUGACCAACUGAAAUACAGAUGAUUACUUGAUGGCCUGACUGAAAUGUCAGCAGACGACAACAACAUGCUAAAGGAAGCAAAGGAAAGCAUUAGCAAUGAACUUUGAAGGUUUCUUUCAUUCAUCUCCAAAACAUCUUUUCAGUGGAUCUGUUACAAUAGAGCCUGAUAGAGCCAGUACCCUGACGACACAUUCUAUCCACAUCUUCACCAGCAGACCUGGGCAGAAUUAUUGUCAGGUUCAGCAACCAAUACUGUUAGUUAAAUGUGCCAGAUUUAUCCUUCCCAUUGAGAAGAAGGACAGAAUACACAGCAUAUUGUUUUGGAGGAAGACAUAUUCAUUGUGUAAAAAUCACUUAAAUCUGAAAUGGAUAAUACACAUCCCACCAGUCAGCUGAUACUCAUACAGUAAGUUAUGACUGCAGCCACUGUAUAUAGCUCCAGUUAGGGAACACAGAAAUGAUCUGGGACUUCAUUUUCCAGGAUUAAUUCUAUAACUUAAUGAUGGAACUGCUUUAAAGCAUCAAAAUUACCAUUUUUCUACCUUUCUUUAUUAAUCAGCUACUCCACUGCAGCAUAAAAUGUUUUUCUCCUUAUUGCUUUUGAACUUAGGAAUGCCGUGUAAAUUAAUAUUUGAGGAGAACGUGCCUGGGUUUGAUACUGUCAUGUUACAAAGUGUUUCAGGAUGGGUAAUAGUACUGAUUGUGGUCGUUUGAGUGUCUCAGUCUUCACUGUCUACUUUUUCAAAUGAGCAAAGGCUGUACUUGGGAAGACUUGUUGAAGUUACCCAUAGGCUGUGCCAAGUGAUGAUAUUUCCAGAGGUCCCCCUCCUCCUUCUGAGUUCCUAUGACAAUGCUCCUGAAGCUGGAUCACAACCAUUGCAGCACAAUGCUAUUUUUAAUCUAUACAUAGGUGACAACUAUUCUCAAUUACGUUAGUAUGACUGUGGAG